Messenger RNA from Exophiala mesophila, 1324 nucleotides. RefSeq lists its product as uncharacterized. The transcript has a single exon. Lineage: Eukaryota; Fungi; Ascomycota; Eurotiomycetes; Chaetothyriales; Herpotrichiellaceae. Bases 226 to 777 code for a protein of 183 amino acids. The record is from RefSeq and is a predicted model, not a curated record.
CAGGUGGCUUGUUCGGCCUCUCUCUCAAGUUAGUUUGGUUAGGUACCUAAAAGUCAGCAUGCGUGGUAAGGUACCCAAGGAAACAUACCAUCUUGCAUGUUCGCAGCCAUUUGACGGACCUCGCACUUCCUCUCAUCAUUAGACUCAUCCAGUUAGUCGACACUGACACCCUUGGUACAUAGAGGGCGCAAACGACGCAAUUGUCAUGUCGUCGUGUGCGAUCGGAUGAUUUGGCCUCCUCACUCUUCUCUGCCUCUAUUACCCCCUCGCCGCGGCUCGUCAUCUAGCCGUUCAUACGUCCAAACGUUUCUCCCAAAGCGGCCUCCCUCCGCAAUCCCCAUCCCUGGAUGGGCAUCGCUUGCGCCUGACGGCUGCAUCCAGUUCCGCCCUGCGCAGAACCAUUCAUCUUUAUUCAUCAAUACUGUCGCAGUCGCUGCCAAAAAGCUGACCGACCCUCAACUUUCAACGGCAUCCUGCCGUCUGCAAUGGUAUGCACCCGUCCGAACCGUCCUCGAGGACAGUGGGACCAGGUCCAUAAGUACUGAAAUCUCUCCAGGCUCCUCGAGCAGGCACGGCCACAGUCUCCUCUCUCAUCACCCCUGUAAUUGUUGCGCGGCAAGCGACAACGACCAUCGUUCAACCGUCUGGUCCAACUUGCUCAGGACAAUACUCAGGGGGAACUCUUGCGGGCGCAAUCCUGGGCACUUUCUUCGGAACACUGCUCAUCAUCUACCUUUUCAACACCAUUCUAAACAAUCCGCACCGCGUCCGACGUGAAGAGGUCAUCACUGAACGGAAAGUCCGAAGUAAUGGCAGUCGCCGCCGCCGCAGCCGUAGUGGCAGUCUGUCCAGUGUCAGGCGGCCCAGUCGGGUGUAUUCGACAAGAGAUUGACGGGACGCUCAAAAUCAUAAGAGGAUAUGCGCCAUGAGACCAAGUCGCUGGAAGAGCUUGGUGUUGACGAGGGCACGAAUGGUUUGGGUCAUACGGAAGAUACUAGGAGGGUGUGUUUGUUUGCGCGUGGCGCACGGAGCAUGAGAUGCUCUCGGCUCAUCUGUGCGACGAUGCCGCCAGAGACCGUCAUGAUGAUUACGGAUGCUGGACGCCCUUUUCAUUUUUGCUUGAAGAUGCCAUGAGCGAUUUCUGUUACUCAUUUUGUAUAUAUCCCAUGUAUCAAGAGCACGGGUCUAGUUGGGCGACGAGAGUGAUGAUUCCUUGGAGAUUCCUGAUGCCUCUGAGAUGGCCUGACACUGGAUCAAAACAUUGACUAGCAUUCCAUUUCCUCUUCAGAUAUCUCUACUCUGUUUGCUCGAAUUGACGCGAUAU